AUGCAUGUCUACUUUUACAGGAUUCACUGGACUGCCUCGGACUUUAGCCAAAAAGGGAGCGAGAACCUUUCCACACGCAACGACCCACCUGUUCCUAGGCAAGUGACAUUAAGCUCACUAGUCAUGAUAAUCACGAGCCCGACACAGCCGCAGUACUCAACUGUCCAAUCGGAACGGAUCUUCCUGACCAGUCGCCUAACGAGUCAGAUCGCGGCCUCUGAGGACACCACGGCCGCGACCGACCUCACCUACCGGCAGAUGAAUGCGACUUCAACGGCUGGAAUGCCAGAGUCGUCGGUGAAGAUUACGGUUGCGGACACAGCUACCGACAGCACCAGCACGGCCAGAACGGCUCCGCCAAGACCGAUCCUGGAUCCUCAGACCCUUCUGUGCACGUACGGAACACGAACGAACCAGAGUACGCUGUUUCCCGACGACGGCCUGUGCGACCUGAUCUUCUUCGACUCGGUCUACAAGGAGAACCAGAACUCCCUGUGGGCCACCGCAAUUUUCAGCGGCAACCUGCGCAAAAUGCUGGACGUGACCUCGAACUAUCGGUCGACCGAGUUUGGCGUAGCUUUUGCGUACCAGUAA
Messenger RNA from Dermacentor silvarum, 594 nucleotides. RefSeq lists its product as uncharacterized. The record is from RefSeq and is a predicted model, not a curated record. The transcript is spliced from 4 exons. The coding region runs from base 1 to 594 and encodes 197 amino acids. Lineage: Eukaryota; Metazoa; Arthropoda; Arachnida; Ixodida; Ixodidae.